UAUUGCGCAUCUAAUGAUUGAAAAUGUUGAAAAUAUUUAAAAAGUUCGUAAAAAAAAAAAUUCGUAGAGGAACUGCAUAACUCAGAUUUAGAAGAUUUGUUACGUAUUCACUCACUUCUACGUUCACACAUUAUGUUCUAAGUUGACACAUUUCAACCAAGUAUAGUUCAGAUAUUGGAACAUUUUUAUUGUUUUGAGUUGAUAAAUUUUUAUGAGGAGUAGACCCUGAGUCGAUCAUACGUUUAAUAAAAUUACGCAAAAUUUCAAAAGGUAGAUAAACUAUUACACAGCAGGGGCGGAUCCAGGAUUUUUCGGUAUUUGAGUUAUAUAACUUUCAGAAUGUUAAAGGAAACCGAUUAUGCAGAGGAAAAAGUUGUUUCUAACAAUAACAUUUAUUGGGAUUUUUCAAAAAAUCAUGGUCCCAAACAAUGGCUGAAAACGUGGAGUUUUACAACAAGACAAUCUCCAAUUGAUAUUGUUUUACAAAAUGUGCAAUAUGAUUCCAACUUAAAAGCUCUCAAUUUCGAUCGGCAAUUUAUUUUAGUUCAUGUAACCAACAUUGGAUGGAACAUUUCUUUUAGAGCUGACAAUAUUAGAGCCAUUUCUUUAUACGGAGGGGCGUUGACUUACAAUUAUGCUUUUCGUGAAAUGCAUUUUCACUGGGGAGAAGUUUACGAAGGUAAGUGCGAACUUGGUUGCGAACAUACUAUUGACGGCAAAAGAUAUGCUGCAGAAUUUCAUGCAGUUCAUUGGAACACAGAUUUAUACGCAACAGAGUCUGAUGCUAUUGCGAAUCCUGAUGGUUUAGCUGUCAUCGGAGUUCUUAUAGAUGCAAAUGAAUCGUACGAUGACAACGAAGAAUUCAAAGUGUUUCUUGAGAUGUUUGAAAAAGUUCCGUAUAUGAACAAUACUGCUUCGUUUAUGGUAGAUCCUUAUCUUUUGUUACCUAAAAAUACAAAUCAUUAUUUUACUUAUCCUGGAUCUUUGACAAUGCCACCUCUUACAGAAAACGUCACGUGGACACUCUUUACAGAAUCAAUAAAAAUCUCAAUUGACCAACUAAAAAGAAUGAGUAAAAGUUAUCCCAAAGAAAGUUGUAAUGAAAAAUGUUUUUUUAAGUUUCAACGUCAAUCUGAUUCUAUAACUAUCACAAACAAUUAUCGAUUAACGCAACCUUUAAACGAUCGAUUAGUUAAGUCAUCGUAUAAAGUAUAAACUGUAAACAAAUAAUGUGAUGAUGAAGUAAUAAACAUAGAAAAAAAUAAUAAUCAAAAAGACAAUUAAUAAAACAUCUAACAGCAAUAAAAUGUUCCAAAUUAUGAUCAAUGGUUGUUUAUAUUGCCUUACUUUUUUUAGAUAAUGAUAUACUUGCAUGAAAAACUUGUAAAAAACAAGAAUUUUAAGUUUAUAAAAAUUAGAAACAUUUAAAACUGUUUUUUUAGGAGCGUGCACAUUUUCCUGAUGGCACAUUGUCCUGAUGGCAUAUGUUUAUGACGUAAUAGUAUUCACCAAAUUUUUGUUUAAUGAAGGUUACGGUAACCAAAUGGUUUCCAACUGACUACUGUAUAGGGGAGACCGGGGCUUGUUGUCUCUGUUUUUACUUUUCGAGCUCUGUAAUCUUAACGGCAAAAUCUUUUGUAAAUAAUAAAGCGCAGUCUUUAAGAGUAUGAAUUUAGGUAACAUUUGUAA
This is a messenger RNA of Hydra vulgaris (swiftwater hydra), 1689 nucleotides long. Its product is annotated as carbonic anhydrase 2. NCBI's taxonomy places the organism in Eukaryota, Metazoa, Cnidaria, Hydrozoa, Anthoathecata, Hydridae. Gene Ontology annotation, molecular function: carbonate dehydratase activity; zinc ion binding. The record is from RefSeq and is a predicted model, not a curated record.